AUGCAGAGCUCUGAAACCAACCCGAGCUUAGUUGGACUCGCAGAAGAAAUCACAAAGAACGCUAAAGUUCUAGAUGCAUACAUAACAGAAAAGAGGCUUCCAAAACCAACGUUUGCCAGCGAAGGGCCCCUCGUUUUUCCUGUUCCUCAGGAUGACCAUGAAAUGCAGGCAGCUCGCCUCUCGCUGAUCGGUGCGAGUCGAUCACUUCUCGAGCUCACUCUCGGACCAUUGCAGAGAUUGAAUCUUGAGGUUCCUACUUCUUUCCAAUUCGCGAGCGCGCUCGGGGUUGCCAACCACUUCCGCAUUGCGGAACAUGUACCUACUGAUUCGGGUAGCGAGAUUUCCUUUGAGGAUUUGUCGCAGAAGGUAGGACUUGAUGUCAACCGCCUUAAAAGAGUCCUUCGCGUGAAUACCGCGAACCGCGUUUUUACGGAGCCUCAUAUUGGAUACAUUGCUCAUACCGCUGCCUCAAAAGUCAUGCUAGAUCCAGAUGCCAGUGCUUGGAUUGGACACCAGAUGGAAGAGAUAUACAAAGGAAGUGCCAGAGUCAUCGAUGCAUUUCACAAAUAUGAAAAUUCGGACGAUGUGAAUGAGACGGCGUUGGCUUUGGCGCUCGACGGCAGGACCUACUGGGAUUACCUGGAACGAGAACCAUGGAAAGUCCAAAGAUUUGCUGAUGCUUUGCGAUAUGUGAGUUCUCACGGUAGGGAGGACAUUCGCCACGUCAUUGAGACAUUUGACUGGCAUAAGUUUGGCAAAACUACGGUGGUCGAUGUCGGCGGAUCGUCCGGCAGGGUAGCAAUUUCAAUUGCUAAAGUGGCUCCCAAUUUGAACUUUAUCGUCCAGGAUUUACCUGAGCUGACCGCUACGGCGAAAAAGAUGAUCGAGUCAAAGGAGCCGUCUGAGCUCGAAAGUUCCAACCGAGUUACGUUUCAAGCUCACGAUUUUUUCCAGCCCCAGCAUGUCAGAGGCGACGCCACUGUAUAUAUGUAUCGUCAAAUAUUGCAUGACUGGCCGGACAAGGAUGCAAUUUCAAUUUUAAAGGCAUUGGUCCCUGCAUUGAACGACGGCGAUACACUGUUGCUGUUUGAAGCCAUCCAGCCGCUACCCAAUACUGUCCCUAAUGAGAUUGAACGCCUGGUUCGUGCUGCCGAUUACUUGAUGAUGCAAAAACACAAUUCGCCCGAACGAACAUUGGACAUGUGGAUGGAUGUAUUGGCUGGCGCCGAUCCCAGAUUCGAGUACGUAUCGCACUACACACCACCUGGUAGCAACGAUGGAAUGAUUGAAGUACGAUGGAAUGGCACGAAGAAAGAAGACAAAGGAAAGAAAUAG
Talaromyces rugulosus is the source of this 1335-nucleotide messenger RNA. RefSeq lists its product as uncharacterized. Bases 1 to 1335 code for a protein of 444 amino acids. NCBI's taxonomy places the organism in Eukaryota, Fungi, Ascomycota, Eurotiomycetes, Eurotiales, Trichocomaceae. Gene Ontology annotation, molecular function: O-methyltransferase activity. The record is from RefSeq and is a predicted model, not a curated record. The transcript has 2 exons.